AUGAAGGUCAGAAAGAAGCAGUCGAAGAGAACGUCCACGAGGAUGAGAGAAGGGAUCAAAAAGAAGGCCGCCGCUCAACACCGGAAAGAGAGAAAGCAGGCUAAGAAGGACGUUACGUGGAAGUCGAAUAAGAAGGAUCCCGGUAUUCCAGCCAGUUUUCCUUAUAAAGGAAAGAUUCUAGAGGCUAUUGAAACUCGGAGACAACAGGAACUAGAAGACAAGGAGGCUAAGAGGCAGGAAAGGCUCAACGCCAAGAGACAGGCGGUGGAAAACGGAGAAGUUUCUAUGGAUGACGACAUGGAUGCAGAACACGAUGAAGGUAGUAAUGGUUUGGCAGCUCUUAUGGAGUCUGCACAACAGGCGGCUGCAGAGUACAAUAAUGGAGUAGGCCAGCAUGCACCUGAGCAGCAAGACGAAGAACCACAUGACGUUGUGGAGUAUGACAUCGACUUCUAUGCCAAUGAUGAUGAUGACGAAGAUGCUGAGGUCUCCAGUUCUGAACUAGACAAAUCUAGAAAGGCAUACGACAAGAUCUUCAAGACCGUCGUUGACGCCUCCGAUGUAGUUCUGUAUGUUCUUGAUGCCCGCGAUCCCGAGGGUACCCGUUCCAGGAAAGUAGAAGAAGCAGUUCUCCAGAGUCAGGGCAAGAGACUCAUUUUGAUUCUGAACAAAAUUGACUUGGUCCCUCCUUUCGUAUUAGAGCAGUGGAUGGCAUUUUUAAAGUCCAGUUUUCCUACGAUUCCCCUGAGAGCGGCGCCUGGGGCUACCAACGCUUCCUCAUUCAACAAAAAGCUUACACAAAGCGGUACCGCUAGUGCACUACUAGAGAGUUUGAAGACGUACGCGAACAACUCCAAUUUCAAGAGGUCGAUUGUUGUUGGUGUUAUUGGGUAUCCCAACGUUGGCAAGUCUUCGGUUAUUAAUGCGUUGACCUCUCGUAGAGGAGGAUUUUCAAAAGUUUGUCCUGUUGGUAACCAAGCUGGUGUAACUACCUCGUUGCGUGAGGUGAAGAUUGACAAUAAACUAAAGAUUUUGGACUCUCCAGGUAUAUGCUUCCCAAGUGAAACUGGAAAGAAAUCCAGGAAAGAACAGGAAGCCGAGCUGGCACUUCUCAACGCCCUCCCUCCUAAGUACAUUGUCGACCCGUAUCCUGCUAUUCUUAUGAUGGUUAAAAGACUGUCGAAAUCGGAAGAAAUGACUGAGGCUUUCAAAAAGCUUUAUGAGCUACCUCCAAUUCCAGCAAGUGACGCCGACACAUUUACCAAACAUUUUCUCAUUCACGUCGCUCGUAAGAGGGGUAGGAUUGGUAAAGGUGGUGUCCCAAAUUUAAGCAGUGCCGGUAUAUCGGUACUAAACGACUGGAGAGAUGGCAAAAUUCUAGGCUGGGUUUUGCCAAACUCCUCAAAGGAUACGGCCACGAAAGCAGCUUCUCAGGUGAAAGGUGCAACUUCUACUCAACUUAAGAAGACCGAACAAACUGCCAUUGUUAAUGAGUGGUCUAAAGAGUUUGACCUAGACGGUUUGUUUGCAUCUUUAGAUAAUGCCAUAGCUGCUGACGAUACUGACAUGAAUUAG
Lachancea dasiensis is the source of this 1575-nucleotide messenger RNA. NCBI's taxonomy places the organism in Eukaryota, Fungi, Ascomycota, Saccharomycetes, Saccharomycetales, Saccharomycetaceae. The record is from the annotation of a GenBank genome assembly.